Blepharisma stoltei is the source of this 1152-nucleotide messenger RNA. The record is from the annotation of a GenBank genome assembly. NCBI's taxonomy places the organism in Eukaryota, Ciliophora, Heterotrichea, Heterotrichida, Blepharismidae.
AUGGGAAGCUCCUCUUCUAAAGACUUAAAGCCUUCAAUAGAAUCGACACUUCACGAAUUUUCAGUCGAAGCUCUUUCAAAGUCCAAUCUUCCAGCACUUAUCGACUCUUUUCUUGAAAAAUCUCAUAUUUCUAUUACAAAAGAUCAACUAAUUGCUAUAAGUGAUAACGAACUGCCUCCUGAGUUUUCUCUUCAAGAUCUAUUUUCACUUCAUUCUAAGCUUAGUUCUCUUCCUUCUAAUAAGCUGAAUCUUCAAGCAAUAAAGCUCCAAAUUGAAUAUUAUUUCUCAGACAGCAAUCUCCGCAGAGACAAGUUUUUUCGAGAAUUAAUAGAAAAAUCUGUUGAAGGCUAUAUCCAAAUUUCAGAUCUUUUGAAAUGCAAAAGAUUGAUACAAUUAAAUGCAAAUGAUCAACUAAUUAGAGAAGCAGCAGAAUGCUCCAGUGAAUUAGAAAUUUCACCUGAUGGGUCAGGAGUUCGGAGAAAUGGAAAUAGAAAAAUCCCCAAAAAAAUUAUCAAAGCAACAAAAAAUAGAGAAAUAAUAGAACCUUCGCCAAUUAUUUUGUCUGUUGAAGUGCUUGAAGAAUCUAAAGGGUCGUGAAAACAGCUGAGAGAUUCUUUUAAACAAAAACACAAAGAUAUAGAAGUAAUUUAUUGUCGAUUUUCAGGGAAAGAAGGAAAUAUAGGAAUAAAUGGAAGCACUAGUGAAGAGGAAAUAGGGAAAAUUCUAUAUGAAGAUCUUGAAUUUGAAGGCCAAUCUGCAAGAAUCUGAAAGUUAGAGGGAGACUCACUGCUGGAUUUCUGAAAAUUACAUGGCUCUCAUUUUGAUCUUUGCAAUAACCAGUCAAAAAACAUUAAGAAAAGCAAAGCAAUAAAUAUUGGGGGGCGAUUUUUUUAUAGCACUGAAAAGCUAAAGGAAUUUUUAAAAGAGCUGCUUGAAAGGACUCCAGAAGGGCAAAAUAUAGAUCCUCAAUAUCAUAAUUUUCUGCAUGCUUUGCUUAGACAUCAUCCUUCUUACGAAAGCAAGUCUAUAGGGCUAAAAACCUUUUCUACUGGGAUGUCAGAAAUCGUUAAUAGCAAAUCAUUUUUUAUUGUAAAAGAAGAUGGAAGUCAGCAAGAAUUCAAUAUUUCGAAGUGCCUUUCUAGCUUAAAUUAA